UCGCGAUGACGAAGGCAAGGCGCGGGGUACGCUCAGCCGCAGCCCGAGGCCCUCAGCUUGCAUCCAGACAAUGGCGAGAUCUCUGCUGUCGCAGACCAAAGGGGAGGCUGUGCUUGGCUCAGAACCAGGCUUGAGGUGGCACGCGGACAUGUCUUCCUGCACCCGACCUUACGUUUUCUGAACCCACAUGGAGACCCCCGGCCUCACAGGACAGUCUCAGAAGGACUCAUUGAACCAGGUGCAAUCCCCUAACCGCCUUCCGCGGGGACUCUGAUACGAACUUCACGUAGCCCGCGUGGCGGGUCGGCCCCGCCCCCAGAGUCCCGUCUGGAGGCGUGGCCAGGGACGUCUGGAGGCGUGGCCAGGGACACCGGAAGCACCGCCCUCGGACCAUGGCGACUCAGGCGAAGCGCCGGCGGGUGACGAAGCCUGUUGGCGGCGGCGACGACGACGACCUGGGCCUGGACCCAGUGGCUGGCUUCCUGAGCUGGUGCAGGCGCGUCGGGCUGGAGCUGAGUCCCAAGGUGGCGGUAAGCCGGCAGGGCACGGUCGCCGGCUACGGCAUGGUGGCCCGGGAGACCGUGCAGCCCGGAGAGCUGCUGUUCACGGUGCCGCGGGCCGCGCUCCUGUCGCAACACACCUGCUCUAUCAGCGAGCUGCUGGAGCGAGAGCGAGGCGCGCUGCAGAGCCAGUCGGGCUGGGUGCCCCUUCUCCUGGCGCUACUCCACGAGUUGCAGGCCCCGGCCUCACCCUGGAGCCCCUACUUUGCGCUCUGGCCCGAGUUGGGCCACUUGAAGCACCCUAUGUUCUGGCCCGAGGAGGAGCGCAGGCGGUUGCUGCAGGGGACAGGGGUACCUGAAGCCGUGGAGAAGGAUUUGGCCAACAUCCGCAGCGAGUACUAUUCCAUCGUGCUGCCCUUCAUGGAAGCCCACCCCCACCUUUUCAGCCCCAGGGUUCGCUCCUUGGAACUCUACCACCAGCUCGUGGCGCUCGUGAUGGCCUAUAGCUUUCAGGAACCACUGGAGGAAGAGGACGAUGAAAAGGAGCCAAACCCCCCUUUGAUGGUGCCUGCUGCAGACAUACUGAACCACUUACCCGAUCACAAUGCCAAUCUAGAAUACUCUCCAAAUUAUCUUCGGAUGGUGGCUACUAAGCCCAUUCCUAAGGGCCAUGAGAUCUUCAACACGUAUGGGCAAAUGGCUAAUUGGCAGCUGAUUCAUAUGUACGGUUUUGUUGAACCAUACCCUGACAACACAGAUGACACAGCUGACAUUCAGAUGGUGACGGUUCGUGAAGCAGCAUUACAGGGAACAAAAGCUGAAGCUGAAAGGCUCCUGCUCCUCGAACGCUGGGAUUACUUAUGCAAACUGGAGAUGGUAGGGGAAGAGGGAGCCUUUGUGAUUGGGUGGGAAAAAGUGCUGACUGAAGAGGAACUGACUACCACACUAAAGGUAUUGUGCAUGCCUACUGAGGAGUUCAGAGAAAUUAAAGACCAGGACGGUUGGGGAGAUGAUGAAAGGGAAGAGGACAGCCUGACAAUGACAAAUAUCCCCAAGCUCAAAGAAUCAUGGAGACAGCUUCUUCGGGACAGUGUUCUGUUGACCCUGCAAACCUAUGCCACAGACUUAAAAACUGAGCAAGAUUUACUCAGUAACAAGGAGGUCUACACCAAACUCAGCUGGAGGGAACAGCAGGCCUUACAGGUUCGUUAUGGUCAGAAGAUGAUUUUACACCAGUUGCUGGAACUGACAAGUUAAGCUAAGCGGAUUCUCUAGUGCCUAAAGGAACAUCCAUGAAGACUUCAUUAUAAGCCAAGUUCACUGAUGCCCGAAAAGAAGGAAAAUUUGGAUCUUUUCUCUCUUAUGAAAUACCAAAAGGAAAAGGAGCAAAAGUGUGCUAGGAUGAACUGUGAAGUAAGGAGACAGGUCUAAUAAGGAUUGGGAACGGCACACUUGGGAAUCACUGCUAAUUGUCACCAAGACCAAUACACUUUUUUGUUGUUAUUACCAUUGUUGUUAUUUAAAAAAAAUUUUUUUAGACCAAUACACUUUUUGUUCUCAGUUUGAACCAAAGUUAGCAGAAAUGUGAUUGUGAUAGUAAAAGGUCCUGUUGAAUAACAGACUAUGAAAGUAGACCUGGUUAAAACUGAGGUCUAUUUUGAGCAUGUUGCUCUAAUUUUAAAGACUGUGUUUCCUGUUAGAGAAUUUAAUACUGGUACUCAGAGCAUUUGUUUGAAUUCCACAGCAGUCUGAAGUUUGCUCUACCUGGCACAACUCACCCCCAGAGAAGAAGUCCUAGACACCCAUGACAUUCAA
This is a messenger RNA of Molossus molossus (Pallas's mastiff bat), 2315 nucleotides long. It is a transcript of the gene SETD6, whose product is annotated as SET domain containing 6, protein lysine methyltransferase. The transcript is spliced from 9 exons. Gene Ontology annotation, biological process: peptidyl-lysine monomethylation. Gene Ontology annotation, molecular function: protein binding; protein-lysine N-methyltransferase activity. The record is from RefSeq and is a predicted model, not a curated record. Gene Ontology annotation, cellular component: nucleus. NCBI's taxonomy places the organism in Eukaryota, Metazoa, Chordata, Mammalia, Chiroptera, Molossidae. Bases 393 to 1757 code for a protein of 454 amino acids.